CCCUGUAUCAAGUUUCGGCUGUCAAAAGCUCCACAAUACAGCUCUUAAAAUUAAAAUUUCAACAAGAACCAGAAUCUUCAUUUCGGCGUUCGAUUGCGCGACGGAUAGAUAUGGCGGGAGUGCUGGAAGUACAAAAGAGACCGGGAGGACGGCCGUUGGGCCCCCCUCCGAGAGGUCCUCCUCCUCUUCAGCCAGUUGAUCGUGAAAAGACUUGUCCCUUAUUGCUUCGCGUUUUCACGAAGAUAGGAAAUCAUCAUUCCAAGGAAGAAUUUGCAGUGAGAGGCAAGGAGCCCAAGGAUGAGGUUCAAAUCUAUACAUGGAAGGACGCCACACUUCGGGAGUUAACUGAUCUGGUCAAAGAGGUGGCUCCAGCAGCAAGGAGAAGAGAUGCAAGAUUGUCCUUCGCUUUUGUAUAUCCUGACAAAAAUGGCCGCUUUGUGGUGCGAGAGGUUGGAAAGACCUACUCUAACAGAAAUGGGAAAUUAGAUGAUGGCAAAGCAUUGGCUGAGCUGGGCUUCCAGAUUGGAGAUUACUUGGAUGUUGCAAUUCUAUAGUGAAGUUAUUUAUUUUUUGCCGUUUUUAAUGUGUUUUAGGGCGGUGCACCAUUAGGAUGAUUUGGGAUAUCAGUUUAUGCCUGAGAAGGAAGGGACUAUUGCUAUGAUGGUACCAGUGUUCUAUUUGCCAAAGUAGUUAGAAAAUUAAAAAGGGAUGAGUGUCGGCGAAUCAUUAUAAGUAAACAGGUAGUGGUAUUUUCCAUUACAUCAGAACACUCAUUAAUGUAUUUUGACAUGAAGCUUGAGCUUUAUUUGGAGUUUGUAAAGCUAUUGAUGUAAGUUGUGAUCUUAUAACCUAAGGAUCCAAACUCAUCCUAUAGGUUCUAUUGUAAAUGUAUCAAUAGAAUUUUGUUGUGGGCUUUCCUGUUUUCA
Hevea brasiliensis (rubber tree) is the source of this 926-nucleotide messenger RNA. Its product is annotated as histone deacetylase complex subunit SAP18. Gene Ontology annotation, molecular function: transcription factor binding; transcription corepressor activity. NCBI's taxonomy places the organism in Eukaryota, Viridiplantae, Streptophyta, Magnoliopsida, Malpighiales, Euphorbiaceae. The record is from RefSeq and is a predicted model, not a curated record. Gene Ontology annotation, cellular component: nucleus. Bases 111 to 554 code for a protein of 147 amino acids. The transcript has 6 exons. Gene Ontology annotation, biological process: negative regulation of DNA-templated transcription.